Messenger RNA from Vicia faba (fava bean), 447 nucleotides. The record is from the annotation of a GenBank genome assembly. NCBI's taxonomy places the organism in Eukaryota, Viridiplantae, Streptophyta, Magnoliopsida, Fabales, Fabaceae.
AUGAGUCAUAGAAAUGAGCGUUUUUUUACCCUUCAGUUUGAUGGUGCAUCCAGAGGAAACCCUGGACAAGCUGGUGCAGGAGCUGUACUGCUUGAUGAAUAUGGGAGUGUGCUGUAUAGUUUCCGCCAAGGGCUGGGAUAUCAAACAAACAAUGUUGCUGAGUAUCGCGCGUUAAUUUUAGGACUGGAACAAGCGAUACUGAAAGGAUGUGUGAACAUCAAUGUCCAAGGAGACUCCCAGCUUGUUAUCAAUCAGUUUCAAGGUUCCUGGAAAAUUAACAACCCACAUCUAAGGAGCUUAUGUGAUGAAGCUUUGGAGCUGAGGAACAACUUUCGCUCAUUUGACAUUCAACACAUUUCUAGGGACUCUAACAAUAUAGCUGAUGCUCAAGCAAACCGGGCCGUUUAUCUCCCAGAGGGUCAAGUUGAAGAAGAUUGUCUCUAUUGA